GAAGCCUGCGAUCUGACUGCCACUGGCUCGUGUGGGGGAGAGCCGGUGGCCUCAGCUCUCCGGCCCAGCAGAGUUCUCGAGAGUGUGUGCCCUUCCGGGCAAGGGUUGAGCAGAGAGCAGGCAGAGAAGGCUGCCUUAGGAGCAGGGAGUCCGCAAAUUCCAGAGCUGAACUCUUCCAAGGAUUUGAGAGAAGAUGGAGUACAUCCCAAGUGCUGUGUUCACCUGUGUGCUCUCCUUCCCUGCCGUGAUCGCUAGUUUCAGGGAAGGAUUCCUGGAUCUGUGUCUCCCCCCUGGGCUCCGGUUGUCUGCUUCAGCCCCAGCCCUCUGAAGAUCCAAAAAGGUAGAAGCCAAGCUGUUGGCCUAAAGGAACAAGUCAUCUGGUAGUUUGCCACCCAGAGAGUCUGGAGGGGAGGAGAUCUCCCCAUGAGCUACCCCGGCGGCUAUCCCCCGCCCGCAGGCGGCUAUCCCCCUGCUGCACCCGGUGGUGGUGCCUGGGGGGGUGCCGGCUACCCCCCGCCCAACAUACCGCCCAUCGGGCUGGAUAACGUGGCCAGCUACGCGGGGCAGUUCAACCCAGACUGCCUCUCGGGAAUGGCGGCCAACAUUUCGGGGACGUUUGGAGGCGCCAACAUGUCAAACCUGUUCCCUGGAGCCCCUGGAGGUGGUUAUCCUCCAGUCCCCCCAGGGGGCUUUGUGCAGCCCCCUUCCGCCCAGCAGCCCAUUCCGCCCUAUGGAAUGUACCCACCUCCUGGGGGAAAUGCCCCCUCUGGGAUGCCUUCGUAUCCACUGUACCCAGGAGCGCCGGUUCCAGGCCAGCCCAUGCCGCCCCCCGGCCAGCAGCCUCCGGGCACCUACCCUGGCCAGCCGCCGAUGACCUACCCGGGGCAGUCGCCAGUGCCACCCCCUGUGCAGCAGCAGCAGCCGGUGCCAAGCUACCCAGCAUACCCAGGGUCCGGGCCCGUCACCCCCGCCGUGCCCCCAGCCCAGUUUGGAAACCGAGGCACCAUCACCGACGCGCCCGGCUUUGACCCCUUGCGAGAUGCCGAGGUCCUGCGGAAGGCUAUGAAGGGCUUUGGGACUGACGAGCAGGCCAUCAUCGACUGCCUGGGGAGUCGCUCCAACAAGCAGCGGCAGCAGAUCCUCCUGUCCUUCAAGACAGCCUAUGGGAAGGAUUUGAUCAAAGAUCUGAAAUCUGAACUCUCGGGAAACUUUGAGAAGACAAUCUUGGCUUUGAUGAAGACCCCGAUCCUCUUUGACGUUUAUGAGAUAAAGGAAGCCAUCAAGGGGGCUGGCACCGACGAAGCCUGCCUGAUUGAGAUCCUCGCCUCCCGCAGCAACGAGCACAUCCGGGAACUGAACAGAGCCUACAAAACAGAAUUCAAAAAGACCCUGGAGGAGGCCAUUCGAAGCGACACCUCGGGACAUUUCCAACGGCUCCUCAUCUCUCUCUCGCAGGGAAACCGGGAUGAGAGCACGAAUGUGGACAUGGCCCUCGUCCAGAGAGACGUCCAGGAGUUAUAUGCAGCCGGGGAGAACCGCCUAGGAACAGAUGAGUCCAAGUUCAAUGCAGUUCUGUGCUCCCGGAGCCGAGCCCACCUGGUGGCAGUUUUCAAUGAGUACCAGCGGAUGACGGGCCGUGACAUCGAGAAGAGCAUCUGCCGGGAGAUGUCCGGGGACUUGGAGCAGGGCAUGCUGGCCGUGGUGAAAUGUCUCAAGAACACCCCAGCCUUCUUUGCUGAAAGGCUCAACAGGGCCAUGAGGGGAGCAGGAACCAAGGACCGGACCCUGAUCCGCAUCAUGGUGUCACGCAGCGAGCUUGACCUCCUGGACAUCAGAUACGAGUACAAGCGGAUGUACGGCAAGUCGCUGUACCACGACAUCUCGGGAGACACUUCGGGGGAUUACCGGAAGAUUCUCCUGAAGAUCUGCGGUGGCAACGACUGAGUGAUAGUAACUGGUGGCUCUCUUCCACCACCUGCCCACAGCGGCGAUGCCAGGAAAAGGCCCAGAGAAUGUCUAACAAACCCUCAAAGUAGCCCUGAGGCGUCCAGGGCACACCAUCUGCAGAGCCUCUGCCCCUCCGGAUCCAGGACCUGGGUCCUUCUAGAACUCUCUCAGGAUGCAUUUCCCCUCCCCACCCCUCACAGCCCCUGCUGCUAAAGUAGAUGUUUUAUUCUCAUGCAUUCCUUUCCCUCUGCUUGUGGCUGAGACUCUUGGCUUCGUUUUAGUCAUGUAAUUUUAUACUUUUAUUUGGAGGCAUUUUUUUUUAACACUCAUUGCCAAGCAGACUCUGGACAAGUCCGUUUGCUGCAGACACACUUCUGUGCGAGAGAUUGGAUGGGUGGAGUAUGCCGUGGCCUCACUGAGGAGUAAAAGGGAAGCUCUUAAAGGGUAAUCUUUGUAUCUGGUAAGAAUGUGUCAUGAGCUUUGUUGUUGCCAAACUCCUUUUUAGAAGAAAAAGAAAAAAAAAAAAAGCCAGGAACUCAUCUGUUCCAUCUUCCUUGCAAAACCCUGAGAACAAAGCCAGUUCCCUG
Molecule: messenger RNA, 2534 nt
Organism: Choloepus didactylus (southern two-toed sloth)
Lineage: Eukaryota; Metazoa; Chordata; Mammalia; Pilosa; Megalonychidae
Gene: ANXA11
Product: annexin A11
Exons: 15
Coding region: 424-1944 (506 amino acids)
Biological process (GO): phagocytosis; cytokinetic process
Cellular component (GO): cytoplasm
Molecular function (GO): calcium ion binding; calcium-dependent phospholipid binding
Source: RefSeq, a predicted model, not a curated record